Gryllus bimaculatus (two-spotted cricket) is the source of this 934-nucleotide messenger RNA. The record is from the annotation of a GenBank genome assembly. NCBI's taxonomy places the organism in Eukaryota, Metazoa, Arthropoda, Insecta, Orthoptera, Gryllidae.
CGAAGCGGAGACCGACGGAGACUGAAGCGUGAAAGCAGGGAACCGGCUUGAUAUAGUGGCUGGGGGAGUGGGUCGCCUUUUUUUGUGGCUGGUCGUUGGCGUGAGCACUAAAGCGGACUGGUGGGGGCUAACACGGCGGCGAUCCUCCUCGCUAGUCUGCGAUAGAGGAACCUGUCACGCAAAGCUGGAUCAAACUCAAAACUUUCUUCUGACGUUUGGGAUGCUGCUCGCUCAUUCAAAGUGGAUCAGACUCACAGUUUUCAGGACAAUAAGAGGCAUGGCAGAAUGUGCCAAGUCGCGCGUGGCGGCUCUGGGGCACGCGACCUUCACGCAGCGGCGCGAGGGGCGCACGGGAGGCGCGGUUCGAACGCCCUGCGCGACGCCAUUGUACGGACGCUGCCAUGGGAACGUCAACAGCCCACAACACUUGCGGAAGCAGUGCUCCCAAAAGGAAAAUCAAAGAAUCAUUUCACUUGACGGACUCCCAACGGACACGCAGACCGACUCAGCCUGAACACCGACUGUGAAGGUGGAUAAGAUAGCCGGGGCCUAACGUACUACACCACUUCCUCUGGACUCAGAGGUUAGUAAUUAUCGAGUCUUACCUUCCUGAAACUCAUUCCGCUCCAGCAACCUGGUAUCAAACCCGAAACUUGAUUAGUCGGUUAUAGGUGGAAACUAUUUUCAUAAUUUAAUUAAUAUAUUAUUAAUGUCUAACACAUGCACAGCUGCAUAUAAAUAUGUAUUUUAGAAAAAAGUCCUUCGUGGAGUGAUAAAAUAGUUAUUUAUGAUUAUUAUUACCAUAAAAUCGAAACAUAUUUGGAAUCAUUUUAUACAUUUAAACUGUUAUUCAUAUUUUACUUGAUUAUACGUUAUUAAAGGAGGCAGUGAUAACUCGGAGCUGAAUGAAACUUUCACAUAUUUCUGUAGCAAU